This is a messenger RNA of Aspergillus sclerotioniger CBS 115572, 1330 nucleotides long. RefSeq names its product rho GDP-dissociation inhibitor. Gene Ontology annotation, biological process: Rho protein signal transduction. Gene Ontology annotation, cellular component: cytoplasm; membrane; cytosol. The record is from RefSeq and is a predicted model, not a curated record. NCBI's taxonomy places the organism in Eukaryota, Fungi, Ascomycota, Eurotiomycetes, Eurotiales, Aspergillaceae. The coding region runs from base 390 to 983 and encodes 197 amino acids. The transcript has 5 exons. Gene Ontology annotation, molecular function: protein binding; Rho GDP-dissociation inhibitor activity.
GGCCUCAUAUAUCUCGCUACCUAGCGUGUCGCCUCUCGUCUUGUCGCGCAGUCCGGAGGCCAAAGAAAGCCCACCCCAAGCCGGAGCAGAAUUGAAGCCUCUCUGCUCCCCGUCUAAAUAUAUACAUUGCGUGGCCUGUUCCAUGGACGCCCUGAAUCCCCUUAAUCUUCGGCGGGCAAGGCGAUGGUCUGGCCCAUUUGGCCCUCCACCGCCUUUCCCCCCACUUGUACUUUAGUCGACUACUUCCACUCCAAAACAUCCCAAAACAUUUCUCUCCUCAGCAAGUCCCCGGGAUUUCUACCUUCUGCCCGUAUUCCCCCCGUUUGCGAGGCACAACAUCAGCAUCUCCUCUCCCACCCCCCUGUCUCCAAAUCCCCCCCACCACCAACAUGCCCGAGCACGAAGAAGACCUCGUUGCCUCCCAGACCGAGGGUUUCAAGGUCGGAGAGAAGAAGACCAUUGAAGAGUACACAAACCUCGACAAGAACGACGAGUCCCUGAACCGCUGGAAGGCCUCCCUGGGUCUCAGCACCGGAGCUCCCAUUGGCGACCCCAACGAUCCCAGAAAGUGCAUCAUCAAGUCCCUGGCCCUGGAGGUUGAGGGACGGUCCGAUGUCGUGAUUGACCUGUCUGCUCCCGGAGCGGUCGACACCCUCAAGGACAAGCCCUUCACGAUCAAAGAGGGCGCCACCUUCCACAUCAAGGUCGUUUUCCAGGUCAACCAUGAGGUUCUGAGCGGUCUCAAGUACCUGCAGGUCGUGAAGCGUAAGGGUAUCAGAGUCGGCAAGGACGAGGAGAUGCUGGGAAGUUACGCCCCCAACACCACCGACAAGCCCGUCUACGAGAAGAAGUUCAACGCCGAGGAAGCCCCUUCAGGCAUGAUUGCUCGUGGCCACUACAACGCCGUGUCCAAGUUCGUCGACGACGAUAACCACACCCACCUUCAGUUCGAGUGGUCCUUCGACAUCUCCAAGGACUGGUAGAUCUAGAUAGUCGGACUGGCUCUGCUUUCUGGCUUCCCCACCUCAAACUCGCUCUCUUUCUCAUAUAUGAAACUAUGAACUACCACCUAUAUCAUUUCUCAUUAGCAGCAUAUUACUAUCACACCUACUUUCUUCGCAGUUAUACUAGCGUUGGACCCGCGUUUAUUCGUUCUGGAAUUCUAAUUGUUCGAUUCGCACGCCUUUCCCUGCGCUCAUUGUCUGCUAGGCUUCUUGAGAGAAUGUAUUAUUUGGCUUGCAGCCAUUGCUUUCCUAUAGCUACAUAUACAUAGAUAUAUUACGUUCGGCAUGGCCAAGGGUCACUUCAGAUCAUCGAAUAUCAUCUUUAU